CCUAUGGCAUCACCCAGCAAUGACUCCACUACCACAGUCUCUGAAUUCCUCCUCAUCUGCUUCACCAACUUCCAGAGUUGGCAGCACUGGCUGUCCCUGCCCCUCAGCCUUCUCUUCCUUCUGCCCAUGGGGGCUAACACCACCCUCCUGAUCACCAUCCAGCUGGAGGCCUUGCUGUACCAGCCUCUGUACUACCUGCUCAGCCUCCUCUCCCUGCUGGACAUCGUGCUUUGCUUCACCGUCAUCCCCAAGGUCCUGACCAUCUUCUGGUUUGACCUCAGGUUGAUCAGUUUCCCUGCCUGCUUCUUCCAGAUGUUUAUCAUGAACAGUUUCCUCCCCAUGGAGUCCUGCACGUUUAUGGUCAUGGCCAUCUGCCACCCACAUUUAUGGUAUGUGGCCAUCUGCCACCCACUGCGGUACCCAUCCAUCAUCACUAAUCAAUUUGUGGCCAAAGCUAGUGUCUUCAUUGUGGUGAAGAAUGCCCUUCUUACUGCACCCAUUCCUAGCCUCACUUCUCUGCUCCAUUACUGUGGGAUAAACGUCAUUGAGAACUGCAUCUGUGCCAAUCUGUGUCCAAGACCUGUGUCCAGGCUCUCCUGUGAUAAUUUCACCCUUAACAGAAUCUACCAAUUUGUGGCUGGUUGGACCUUGCUAGGCUUGGAUUUCAUCCUCAUCUUCCUCUCUUACACCUUCAUUCUAAGAGCCGUGCUUAGAUUCAAAGCAGAGGGAGUGGCAGUGAAGGCCCUGAGCACAUGUGGCUCCCACUUCAUCCUCAUUCUUUUCUUCAGAACCAUACUGCUGGUUUUGGUGUUGAUAAAUGUGGCCAGAAGGAAGGUCCCCAUGGACAUCCUGAUCCUGCUCAACGUCCUUCAUCACCUUAUUCCUCCUGCAUUGAACCCUAUUGUGUAUGGGGUUCGGACCAAAGAGAUAAAACAGGGAAUUCAGAAACUACUGCAGAGAGGGAGGUGA
Piliocolobus tephrosceles (Ugandan red Colobus) is the source of this 969-nucleotide messenger RNA. Its product is annotated as olfactory receptor 56A1-like. The record is from RefSeq and is a predicted model, not a curated record. Gene Ontology annotation, biological process: G protein-coupled receptor signaling pathway. Gene Ontology annotation, molecular function: olfactory receptor activity. Lineage: Eukaryota; Metazoa; Chordata; Mammalia; Primates; Cercopithecidae. Gene Ontology annotation, cellular component: plasma membrane.